Messenger RNA from Aspergillus nidulans FGSC A4, 1774 nucleotides. RefSeq names its product putative G2/M phase checkpoint control protein Sum2. The transcript has 4 exons. Gene Ontology annotation, molecular function: RNA binding. The record is from RefSeq and is a predicted model, not a curated record. Bases 116 to 1774 code for a protein of 552 amino acids. NCBI's taxonomy places the organism in Eukaryota, Fungi, Ascomycota, Eurotiomycetes, Eurotiales, Aspergillaceae.
CUCUAGUCCCCUUCCCCAUCCUACGUUCGCUGCCUCUAUUCUCCCCUCACUCCACACCACUCCCCUCCACCUCCCAUCUUCCUCGCGCGUCAGUCGCGCCAUCCUUCACGUCAAAAUGGACAUGAACCAUUUAAUAGGUCAACGGUUCAACCUGAUCUCAAAGAGCGAUAUUCGCUAUGUCGGCACGUUACAUGAGAUCAACCCGGAAGCUUCUACGAUCGCCUUGCAAAAUGUCGUUUCUUAUGGAACUGAAGGCAGGCGAGGCAACCCUGACGAAGAAUUACCCCCAUCUAGCAGUGUUUACGAAUACAUUGUCUUCCGUGGAAGCGAUGUGAAGGACAUUAGUGUUGCUGAGGAUAAGAAGGAGAACGCUCAGCCUGAGCCGCCUCAGAUGCCCGAUGAUCCAGCCAUUCUAGGGAGCGUGCCUCGCCCCGGUCCUGGUUCCGGUCCCGGCCCAGUUCCUCAAGGUCUACCUUCCCAGCCACAACCUCAGCAGCCUCUGCAACAACCACCUCAAGGUCCUCGCCCUCCACCUCCCGGCUACCCUCAGCAACCCCAAUUCCAGGGCUAUUACAACCCGUAUGGUCCACGGUACCCCCCAUUCCCACCUGGCCCCGGAUAUCCGGCUAUGCCAUAUGGAGCGCCUCCUGGCUGGUAUCCCCCUCCUGGUCAAGGCUUCCCUCCAGGCCCUGGACAAUUUCCCCCUCAGGUGCCGAUCGGACCUCCUGGUCAGCAUCAAACGCCACCUUCUCAACGCGCUGCUCCUACUGCGCCCAAAACAACCUCCGAGCUUCCGGUCGGUGAUCGUCCCUUGAACAAGCCGGCUGCACAGGAUGCUAGUCCUGCCGUCACCGCGGCAACGGAGAGUGCACCGCCUCCUCCUGUUGAGUCCAAGCCUUCCGUUGCAGAGGCUGUGAAAGCGACGACUGCUGGUCCAGCCGAAAGAGCCCCACCAACCGGACCCAGUGGACGCGCACCGCCUGUGAUUCCCAUUACCCCAGCCAAAACGAGUGCCCCCGCUUCCGUCAACGCUCCUCUCGCGCCUGCCGCCGUCAAUAAUGUGACACAAGGUACCGCUCAGGCUGCCAUCUCGGAGGCGACUCGCGCGGCUACUGCUGCUGUCGCGGCUGCUAUGGCCAAGCUGCCCCAGCCUAACGGACAGAAAAAGCCACAGCACGCGGAUACCUCAGUUGAAGUAAUUACGAAACAGAUGGGCGAUAUGAAACCAUAUGAUAGCCGCGCUUCUCGUGGCGGUCAGCACGCGCGUGGUCGCGGUGGCCACCGCGGUCAGCACCAUGCGCAGGCUAAUAAGAAGGUCGAAGUUCCCCAGACGGAUUAUGACUUUGAGACAGCAAAUGCCAAGUUCAACAAGCAAGAUCUGGUUAAGGAGGCUAUUGCCUCUGGCUCCCCCCUUGAGGAGGCUGAAUCUCCUGCGCAGAUUGCUACAGCUGCUGAGCCUCCUACGACGACCCAAAGCGCGACUGUUUACAAUAAGUCGACAUCAUUCUUUGACAACAUCUCUAGCGAGGCUCGCGAUCGAGAGGAAGGCUCCAAUGUUCGGCCUGGUGGCCGUGAAUGGCGCGGCGAGGAGGAGAAGCGAAAUAUUGAGACGUUUGGCCAGGGUAGUGUUGACGGCUACCGCAGCAGCUACCGGGGCCGCGGCAGAGGUCGUGGCUAUGGUCGAGGCCGAGGUGGCUACGGCCGUGGCUACGGCUCCCGAGGACGCGGCGGCCGCAACAUGUCGCAGUCAACUGGCGUUCCCACCGCAAACUAA